This is a messenger RNA of Onthophagus taurus, 1184 nucleotides long. NCBI's taxonomy places the organism in Eukaryota, Metazoa, Arthropoda, Insecta, Coleoptera, Scarabaeidae. The record is from RefSeq and is a predicted model, not a curated record.
CAUGGUCGAGUUUGCGCACUUUAGAACGUGUCCACCAUUAUUAAUCACGUUGUUUCAUCAUAAACCGGCUCGUUUCAUUUUAAUCCAAUUUAGCCCUUUUCGAAGAUGGCACAAAGCAAAUUGAACGAUUUGGCCGGAAAAUUCGGCAAGGGGGGCCCACCGGGGUUAAAUUUGGGGUUGAAACUUUUAGCGUUCGGCGCCGCAACCGCUUAUGGAGUCUCGCAAUCGAUGUAUACAGUUGAAGGUGGACACCGAUCGAUUAUGUUCAAUAGAAUAGGAGGAGUCCAAAAUGAAAUUUACACCGAAGGAUUACACUUUCGAAUCCCUUGGUUUCAAUACCCCAUUAUUUAUGAUAUCCGAUCUCGCCCAAGGAAACUUGCAUCCCCUACAGGCUCAAAAGAUCUCCAAAUGGUUAAUAUUUCGCUUCGAGUUCUCUCAAGACCCGACGCCCAACAACUCCCUGAAAUGUAUCGCCAAUUAGGGCUCGAUUACGACGAAAAAGUGUUACCAUCAAUUUGUAAUGAAGUCUUAAAGUCGGUUGUUGCCAAAUUCAACGCCGCGCAAUUAAUAACUCAGAGACAACAAGUUUCUUUGUUGGUUAGAAGAGAAUUGGUGGAUCGAGCGAGGGAUUUUAACAUAAUUCUUGAUGAUGUCUCCAUUACUGAGUUAUCUUUUGGAAAGGAGUACACAGCAGCUGUUGAAUCGAAACAAGUAGCACAACAAGAAGCGCAAAGAGCCGCUUUUGUGGUUGAAAGAGCCAAACAAGAACGCCAACAAAAAAUUGUCCAAGCUGAGGGUGAAGCUGAAGCUGCUAAAAUGUUGGGGGAAGCUAUUGGGCGAAAUCCAGGGUAUUUAAAGCUAAGGAAAAUUCGGGCUGCUCAAAAUAUUUCUAGAACGAUUGCAAAUUCCCAAAACAAAGUUUAUUUAAGUGGAAACAGCUUGAUGUUGAAUAUUCAAGAUCCUGAGUUCGACGAACAAUCAGAAAAGCUUAAAAGUAACGAUCUUUACGAAAUAGCCCCCGGAAAAGAUGGUAAUAAACGAAAACGUACCCUUGGAAUCAUUUUUGAUGCCAGUAAAUUGAUCACUGGGAAUAAAUCGUAGAGAUAAUUAAUGGUCGAUUUAAAUCUGCAUUUAUAAACGAACGUUUUAGAUUUUGUUAUUCCAAAUAUAGAAAUUUUAUUGCA